Messenger RNA from Galleria mellonella (greater wax moth), 965 nucleotides. It is a transcript of the gene BmDJ-1beta, whose product is annotated as protein dj-1beta-like. Gene Ontology annotation, molecular function: protein deglycase activity. Gene Ontology annotation, cellular component: cytosol; nucleus. Lineage: Eukaryota; Metazoa; Arthropoda; Insecta; Lepidoptera; Pyralidae. The record is from RefSeq and is a predicted model, not a curated record. The transcript is spliced from 6 exons. Bases 62 to 760 code for a protein of 232 amino acids. Gene Ontology annotation, biological process: guanine deglycation, glyoxal removal; protein deglycation, glyoxal removal.
AGUUUUUUUUUUCAAUAUUUAUGUUUUGUUAUUGGAGACUUGUCCGCUCUUGUCAAUUUUCAUGUUUCUUUCUAGAAUUAUUUUUACUGGACCAGGAAAAAUAUCUUCAAAAUAUUUUAUCCGAAGCCGAUUUUCUAAAUAUCUUUUUUUUAAUACAAGAUCAAUAGCUACAACAUUAACAAUGUCGAAGUCUGCACUGGUGAUCCUAGCCCAAGGUGCUGAAGAGAUGGAGACCAUCAUCACGGUGGACAUGCUACGGAGGGGUGGGGUAACUGUAACAUUAGCAGGUUUGGACGGCAACAGCCCAGUGUUGUGCUCCAGGCAGGUGACGGUAGUCCCUGACAAGUCACUGGCCGAUGCAUUGGCGGCAAACCCUCAAUAUGAUGCUGUCAUUCUCCCAGGAGGCCUGGAGGGGUCAGAUCGGCUCUCCAAGUCCAGCGUCGUAGGUACACUUCUGAAAGAACACGAGAAGGCUGGCAAAAUUGUUGCCGCUAUUUGCGCUGCGCCGACCGCGUUCGUUGCCCACGGGGUGGCGCAAGGCAAGCGCGUGACGUCAUACCCCACAACCAAGGACAAGAUUGCCGGGGCGGCCGGCGGCUACCAGUACGUGGAGGGCGAGCGGGUGGUCGUCGACGGCAACAUUGUGACCAGCAGGGGCCCCGGUACAGCGUACUGGUUUGGGCUGAAGCUGAUCGAGCUGCUGACUGGCAAGGAAAAGGCCGACACCGUCGAGAAGGGCAUGAUCAUCACUGGUUAUUAAAUAUAUAAAAAAUAGAACCAAGUCUUUCAAAUAAAGCGCUGAUUACGGCUGACCAAACCGUACGCUUAAAUAAUAUAUAUGAAUAUAUAAAAAUAUUUCUUACAAUGUCCUACGAUGCAGUCUGAUCCUUGAUAAUGUGUGUCAAAAAAAAAUCGUUACAUUGUUAAUUUUAAGUGUAAUUUUUCAGAAAAUGGUUUUUUUUUUA